AUGACUUCGAAUAACACCAUGAACACUACCCAAACUACAUCUCACAUCUCAUAUUCCAGUGUUGUUAACACGUUUAAACAACCAACAAAAGACGAAGCCAUAGUUCUUUCUAGUAUUGAAGGAAUCAAAGUUCAAGAGCACAUCAUAGCCGUCGGUUCAAUAGUUGGUCCAUGUAACGUAUCUUUCGCUUCCAGAAUAGCCAAUAAUAGAAUAUGUAUAUAUCUCUCUUCUAAAAAUAUGGUUGAUUCAUUGCUGCAUUCCCACAAAUACGUCAAUAUAAAAGAAACUCAAGUAGAAAUAAGAAGACUUAUCACUCCAGCUCAAAGACUGAUAAUAUCAAACGCUGGUCCUUCUGUUCCAACCACGUUAAUUGAACAAGAACUACGUAAAAUGGGUAUAAACGCCGUCUCUAAAAUGACUUUUCUUAGGGAAACAGAAUGUCCUGACAAUGCUAAUACAAUCACUUCUAAUGCAACCACUUCUAAUACAACCAAUCUUGACUCAACCAAUUCUAAUCCACCCACUUCUAAUACAACAAAUCCUGACCCAACCAAUUCUAAUACAACCACUUCUAAAGCUCUUCCAGAAACCUCCCAAAACACACAAUAUAUAACAAAUCUACCUUAUAACCAAACAGAACAAAAACCUUCUGACAAAGCCUUAAUAUCCACCUCUAACGAUCAUUCAGCAUCUUCCCAAAACAUAUUAGAUCAGAUCCCAGACAUACAGGUCUCUAAUAACCAAUUAGAAUCUACCAUAGAAACUGACGACAUGUCAAGACCUACAAAUAAUACAAAUGAAACAAACACUUUAAAAAUCCCAACAUCAUCAACUUUCAACACGAUCAGCAAUCUUACUCCAUUAGAAAUAACACAACCUAAAAUUAUUCCAAACGUCACAAAACAUCUAAAAAGGCUCAUCUCAUCGUCUCCAGAAAUCAACGAAAAUACCACACAGACCGAUUCUCAUAUCUUCACUUCUCCAGUAACAAGGAAAUCAAAGAAAAAAACCAAAACGUCUAGAAGAAAUUCUCGAGAUGAACUUUUACUUUCCCUAGAGACAAUUAAAGACAAAAUCACAAACAGAUCACCACCAUUUGUCCUUAACUUCGACGAAAUAUUUUUGGUGACCGGUAGAGCUGCUGAAAAAGUCCAAACUGAAUGCUGA
Molecule: messenger RNA, 1167 nt
Organism: Diabrotica virgifera virgifera (western corn rootworm)
Lineage: Eukaryota; Metazoa; Arthropoda; Insecta; Coleoptera; Chrysomelidae
Exons: 3
Coding region: 1-1167 (388 amino acids)
Source: RefSeq, a predicted model, not a curated record